AUGGAAACUGUGCAAUCAUUAUAUAAAAAUCAAUUUUUACGUGAAUAUUUUAAUUCAAGUCAUUUAUAUGUAAGACCAUGGAUACAUGAUCCAAAUGGUUUAUCUCAUCCAUUUGUAUUCGAAUUCGAAUUAAAAUUUUUUGAUAAAACUUAUGCUCAUAAUAUUUAUGCAUGGAUGAAUAAAUGGUGGUGGUUAAGUAUUGUUUAUUCGAUAAUAUACGUUAUUUUAAUUUAUUAUGGUCGAUCAUUAAUGGAAUCUCGUGAACGUUAUCAAGUACGUUUACCAUUAAUAGUAUGGAAUGUAGGUUUAGCUGCAUUUAGUAUAUUUGGUAUGGUACGUUGUCUACCUGAAAUGUUAUAUAGUUUAAGUACACGAGGUUUGGAAUAUACAAUAUGUGAUCGAAGUAAUAUAUAUGGUAUAACUGGUUAUUGGAUAACAAUAUUUUGUAUAUCAAAAGUUCCAGAACUUAUUGAUACAUUAUUUAUUGUAUUAAGAAAACAAAAAUUAAUAUUUCUUCAUUGGUUUCAUCAUGCUACUGUUUUAGUUUAUGCUUGGUACAGCUAUCAUGAUUGGACAGCCAGUGGACGAUGGUUCGUAUUUAUGAAUUAUACAGUUCAUGGUAAGUUUAAAAAACAAACGAAAUAG
This is a messenger RNA of Rotaria sp. Silwood2, 645 nucleotides long. The record is from the annotation of a GenBank genome assembly. Lineage: Eukaryota; Metazoa; Rotifera; Eurotatoria; Philodinida; Philodinidae.